This is a messenger RNA of Exophiala dermatitidis NIH/UT8656, 1548 nucleotides long. RefSeq lists its product as uncharacterized. NCBI's taxonomy places the organism in Eukaryota, Fungi, Ascomycota, Eurotiomycetes, Chaetothyriales, Herpotrichiellaceae. The transcript is spliced from 2 exons. The record is from RefSeq and is a predicted model, not a curated record. Gene Ontology annotation, biological process: protein import into peroxisome matrix, docking. Bases 1 to 1548 code for a protein of 515 amino acids. Gene Ontology annotation, cellular component: peroxisomal membrane; cytosol.
AUGGCAGACGCCCUCUGCGGUCCUGCGAACCCGCUUCAAAAUCUCCAAAAGCACAGCCAAGUCGACCGUACGCUUCAACAAGACCGUCUAGUCGGACACAGACAAUCUCCCAGCCAGGGAUUUCGUACAUCUGAUCCUCGGGCUGGCGCUGUUGACGCCGACUUCCACGCCUUUGAAAAUGCCGCUCCUAGCCCGUUUCAAUUCCAACAUCCUCAGCCACAACAGCAGGGACCAGUGUUCCAUCCACAAGGUCCCGUUGCAGGAUGGGCCGCCGACUUCAAGAGACUGAGCCUAACGGAACCACAGUCACACUCACAGUCACCCAUUCCUAUGCCUGCAGGACAGUUUCGAGCAGAAGCUCCGCUGGUCAGAUCGACGACGUUGGGAGGAUGGCAGAAUGAAUUUGUGAGGCAGCGAUCGUCACCGGUGGCGCAGGGGAAACAAGCGGUACGAGAUCCAGGACCGAUUUUGGAUUCGUUCGGCGGUCAAUCCGCUUCUUCCAUGAUGAUGGGGGGUAAUUAUAAUUACUCUCAGCAGUCUAUGUAUCAGUCACAUAUGGCGGGAGUGGGGGUAUAUGGUGGAACUUUAUCAGACCAGCAACAACAAGGCUAUGCCGUCUCGGGGGCAUCCAUGACCAUGGAGCAACAGCAUGCCCAACUAUCAGAUGUGGACUACGAAGCCGCAUUCGCAGAAGUGAUCGCGCACGCACAGGAGAUGGACCAACAACAACAAACCCAACAGCCUGCCUCCAUCGACCAACUGGACUCCCAACUACAACAGCCCGAAUCCGAGCAACCCAUCAAAAUCGGCUCCGACGCCAUCCAAUACCGCGACCAAAAGGCCGACUCCCAAAAAAGUCCAGAAGAAGACCGCCGCGAUGCCGACGAACUAGCACGCACAGCAGGCCUCCUACUCAACAGCGUACAACACGACACGAGCUCGAAGUUUCAAAACUCACAAUUUCUCGAUCUGAUGCGUCGCAUUCGGGACAGGGAAGUCGAGGUUCAAAAUAAUGAUCUGCAAACCGUCAGCUCCAGCUCUCAAACACUACACAAUACAGCACAGCAACAACAGACCCAACAAACAUCUACUACUCAACAGGACCAAGACCUGACCUCUCAUUUCCAAUUCCCAGACAUGGACGCCGUCUACGCCCCCGACGUAGCGGCACACGACACUGACACCCAACAUCAGCAUCCUCUGCACCGUUCACCAUUCACCACUUAUGGCUUUGACGACGAUAAUUACAUUGCACCUGCAAUGCAGCCGCAACAAAAUCAAACGGGUGACGCCCUCCACCCCGGCGGCAAAUGGUAUCCUGAUCAACAGAGUCCUCGUCCAGGGGCAGCACGCGUCGAGGAGUUGUCCAUGUCUGGUGCGAUACCUAGUGGUGGAGAUGGUAUUAUUGAUGACGGAGCUGGUCUUGAGAGAAUGGUUUCGGCAAGUGAGUUUGGACAUGUUGAUGAGACGGCGGGGCUUGCUAGAAGGUUUGUGCCGGGUGAUGCGUGGGCGGGUGCGGCGGCGGGGGAUGCUGAGAUGAGAGCAUAG